Molecule: messenger RNA, 1155 nt
Organism: Arthroderma uncinatum
Lineage: Eukaryota; Fungi; Ascomycota; Eurotiomycetes; Onygenales; Arthrodermataceae
Product: LON peptidase N-terminal domain and RING finger protein 3
Exons: 2
Coding region: 1-1155 (384 amino acids)
Source: RefSeq, a predicted model, not a curated record
AUGAUUUUGCGAGUAGUUGAGGAUGGCAGCCGCAGGUUUGGCUCGGUCAUGUUCAACCGAAAUGGCGAGUUGGGAGGACAACUCGAGAACUGUACCUUUGCCCAGUAUGGCACUCUGCUUGAGAUUGACCGGCUAGAAUCGCUACCGGGAGGAAGGACUCUGAUACGUGCCACCGGCCGGUAUAGAUUCAGGGUUGUUACAGGUAGCGAGUACGAUGGCUGUAAGUUCGGACGCGUGGAGCGCCUAGACGACAUACGCAUCCCGGAUGAAGAGAUACUGGAAGCAGAAGAAACAUCAGCUUCAAAUACAGAAGACGACGCGAACCGCCUGAAUACGGCUUCCACCCAGAAAUUGUUUCAAAUCGGGGCCGAGUUUGUGGCCAAAUGCCGAGCGAAUAACGCAUCAUGGCUCAACGAUAGGAUGAUUUCUGCGUAUGGAGAGCCGCCGACAGACCCUGCAACGUUCCCUUAUUGGCUUGCAAGUGUGCUUCCAAUACCUUCAGAGGAGAAGUAUAAACUGUUAUCGGUCACAACAGUUCGGGGAAGACUAAAAAUAUGUGCAAGAUGGGUGGAGCAAGCCGAGAAAGAUAAACAGUUGCUACGGAAGGGUACAAGAACGGGUUUUCACCUUUCAGCGCUUCUCCCAUUUCUGUUCAUGUUUGGUAUCUGGUUCUUACCAACUCUCAUCUCGGUCAUUCUAAACUUCGCCAAUAUCUCAACUCCUAAUACCUCUGCCUUUAAUUCCUCUCCAUUUAGCGUGUCCUUCUCAAUCUUCCCAUUUGGGCUUUCGUUCAGCUAUUCCUCGGGCUCGUUCUCGACUUCGUUUGGUACAGACCAAAACCCCCCGCCAACUGGCUUCGUCUACCCUGGCUUCAACAUAUCGCAAUAUUUUUCCAGGAACUUGCUCCUGGGGGGUAUACUGGUCGUAUGUGUGGCAAGAGUCUUGCGCCGCUUUAUCGAAGUGAUUAACCAGCAUCAACGCACAGCAACACAUGUACAUGAGAGCUCCGCUGAUAGCCCUGCAUCACCAACUCCCGGAGAAAACAGCAACAAUAAUACCUUCACUAGAGAACAAAACUACACAGAGGCGGGAGCGGGGGUCAACAGUACUACCGCUCCUGCGGAUGAUACAAGCUCUGCUGAGCCAGAUGAGUAA